This is a messenger RNA of Diutina rugosa, 693 nucleotides long. RefSeq lists its product as uncharacterized. The record is from RefSeq and is a predicted model, not a curated record. The transcript has a single exon. Gene Ontology annotation, molecular function: beta-phosphoglucomutase activity; sugar-phosphatase activity. Bases 1 to 693 code for a protein of 230 amino acids. NCBI's taxonomy places the organism in Eukaryota, Fungi, Ascomycota, Pichiomycetes, Serinales, Debaryomycetaceae.
AUGAGAAUCCCGGUGAACGCGGUGGUGUUUGACCUCGAAGGCACCCUCAUAGACACCAACGACCUCCACCGGCAGGCGUGGUGCGAGGAGAUCUCGAAAGCGCCGGCGGCGACGGCGGUGACGUGGCGCCACAUCGACCACCUGCUACGCCAGGGGAUGCUGGUGGCGCUGGUCUUCCGCUACCACUUCCCCCACCUCCCGCACGACCGCGACCUGGUGCUGGCGUGGGUCCAGCUGAUGGCGGUCAAGUACCACGACCACACGCGGCCCAUCGCCGGCGUCACCAGGUUGUUGGACGCGUUGAACCACCACCACAUCCCCUGGGCGGUGGUGUGUGACGCCCCGCAGUAUAUCGCCCAGAUGUGGCUCAGCAAAGUCUACGGGCGCCCCUUGCACGCGCCGGUGUUGAUUCUGGAGGAACGCCUCCGCCAGUUGCCGCCGCUGCCCGAGGCCCACUUGUUGGCCAUCGACGCGUUGGCCGUCGACGGACCCGUGGUGGCGUUCGAGCUGGACAUGCUUGGCACCUGGGCCGGGGUGCUGGCGGGGUGUGAGGUGAUCGCGGUGAAGCUGGACCGGUGGGUCGUCGACCUCCGCCAGGCGGGGGCGACGUGCCUGGUGCCCGACUACGACGGCGUCGACGUCGUCCCGCUGGCCUCGGGCUACGACAUCGAGAUCGUCAAGGCGGUGAUGUGA